AGCGAGAGUAGGCGGACCCACAGGCAAUCGUUGAUCAGCAAUUGUUCUUUCUCUUUGAUCGUUUCUGCUUUUAAAACAUGAUUUCCCGAAAAUUUACAAUCGAUACCGGUCUGGUAGUUUGGGAAUUGAAACGCUUACGCGUUAGCAACCAUUUUAGUGUUUUGUAUGUUUAUAUGGAACAUAUAAAUUGUACUUAAGUGUUUAAACUUAAAAAAGUUAAAGGAAAGUUUAAGUUAUCAUAAAGCUAUGAAUGAUACUGUAUCGGACUUGAUAAAAGUCUGCCCGUCGGCAGAAGAGCUGAGCACGAUUGUCAACCGAGUCUGCUGCCCUUAUUGCAGUUCAGUUUUCGCCAACAGUUCCAGGCUCGAAAUGCAUCUCUGCAAGUUUCACAAGGAGGGAAAGCUCGAGGCGAAAAAAGGCAACUGCUUGUAUUUUUGCCCGGAGGAGUCGUGCAAAUACGCCCUGGUUGAAGACAGAGACCCGAGCCUGCUGAGGUUUUUCACCAAGUUGAAAUAUCUCCGGCAGCAUUAUCAGAAAAUGCAUUUGGAAAAGAACUUCAUGUGCGAGAAGUGUAAGAAGUAUUUUACUACUGAAAAUUAUAAGAAUUAUCAUAUGGCGAAAGAAUGUCAAAUUGAGUUUGUGUGUUUAAUAUGUUCGAAAUCGUACAAUACGAGGAUGGCUUUGUUGACACACUGUAAACGGAAAGGACACGGUUCUCCUCCUAUGAUUAAAAAGAAUACGAUAAGAAACAUGACGCCUGGGCAAUCAAAGGAGAGAAAAAUUGUUCCAAACUUAAGAGGAAAUGUUCAGAUGGAAGAAGAUAUUGCCGCGGCUGCCUUAAGCGAAUUAUCGUGGAGGGUUGUAGUGAGAAAAGGCGUGGAUAUCGGAGUCCAGACGGACCACAGGUCGUGCAGCAGGAGGAAAACCAGGACGGACAGAAAGACGCAGACGCAGAAGGCCAGUUUCACGGUUUCCACCCAGACGGAGAUGCAAGACGCAAUCGAUUCUGCCCUUCUUUCGGCGAUACUGCCGCAGAACCAGUUUUCAUCUUCGACUCAAACCACGUCCAACGAGAUGAUGCUAGAUUUGGAAAUAUUUCGCGAAAUUGAUCAACAUGUGAACAACCACACGCAAACCGAGCUGAUGAAUCAAGAGCUUAUUCUUGACGAAGAUUCGCCCAUCCUCUCAAAUAGUCAUACGCAGACGAUGGGGAUUGACGACUACAGUCAUAAUUAUACUCAAACAUGCCAUGAUUUUUUUCUUCAUGAUUUUGUCGAGCUGUCUGAUAUCGAGACUCAAACCGCUUGGGCCAGUUUAACAAUGGAAGACCCUUGCCUUGUAUCCGCCCAAACUCAGACAUUACUAUAGUAAAUGUUAAAUAUUAUUUUGUUACACUUACCUACAUAUUACUUUUCAACAUUAUUAACAAAUAUUUUUUAUCUCAA
Molecule: messenger RNA, 1445 nt
Organism: Cimex lectularius (bed bug)
Lineage: Eukaryota; Metazoa; Arthropoda; Insecta; Hemiptera; Cimicidae
Exons: 4
Coding region: 247-1368 (373 amino acids)
Biological process (GO): regulation of transcription by RNA polymerase II
Cellular component (GO): nucleus
Molecular function (GO): transcription cis-regulatory region binding; DNA-binding transcription factor activity, RNA polymerase II-specific
Source: RefSeq, a predicted model, not a curated record